Molecule: messenger RNA, 729 nt
Organism: Dovyalis caffra
Lineage: Eukaryota; Viridiplantae; Streptophyta; Magnoliopsida; Malpighiales; Salicaceae
Source: the annotation of a GenBank genome assembly
AUGUCUGCUUUUGUUUUAAGAUGCCAAUCAACAAAUGUAAAGCAUAUUGUUAUUGGGGGCAUUUCUACUCUACAUGUUCUUAUUGUUAUUAAUUUUCUCUCUGCUUUAGGUUAUCGUACUUGUCGGUUCAGCACAUGGUCACACAGUCAGUGCGCCAAACCCAAUUUCAACCAUGCCGCUCUUCUGGCUGCUCCUCAGAAAAGAUGGGCAUCUUCAGCAAAAGAUGACAAUAAGAUAAGCAUUGGACCAUGCCGAGGGAAGGAAGCGGGAGAAGAUGAAAAAGAGACUGGGGUGGUGUAUUAUGGUCCAAUCUCAUCCACUAUCAAGAAAGUGAAAUUGCUUUCUCUUUCAACCUGCUGUCUGUCUGUAUCCUUGGGUCCAGUUUUAGUAUUUGUGACAUCUCAAGAUUCAAGUAUCAUCAUGAAGGGGGCAGUUGCAUCUAUUGUCAUAUUCUUCAGUGCUUCAACCACUGCUGCUCUGAACUGGUUUGUUAGCCCUUACAUUCACAAGCUUAGAUGGCAGCCUGGCUCAGACAGUUUUGAAGUGGAAAUGAUGUCCUGGUUGGCAACCUACUAUCGAAAGACUAUCAAGUUUGCUGAUAUCCGGCCACCAGAAACCAACAGGCCCUUUGUGACAUUUAAGGCCAACGGAAAUUUCUACUUUAUUGAUGAAGAGCACUGUCCUAACAAGGCAUUGUUGGCUAGACUGAACACAGAAAUCAGGUCGUGA